Molecule: messenger RNA, 463 nt
Organism: Coregonus sp. 'balchen'
Lineage: Eukaryota; Metazoa; Chordata; Actinopteri; Salmoniformes; Salmonidae
Source: the annotation of a GenBank genome assembly
AUGUUUAGUGCUUUGUUCAAGUGUAUAGCUCUAUAUCUAAAAAAAGGACAAUUCCUGUGGCAUCCACUGUGCAGGUGUAUAAAGCCCCACCUCACCAUCUAUGUGUGUCAGCAACAGGCCAGGAAUCAACCACAGACCAGGAAUCAACCACAGACCAAGCCAGGGGGGGAGAGGGUAGGUCUCCGUAUUACAUCCCACAGAAUCUCUGUUGAACAUUCCUCUUAGUCCAGGACUAGGCUGGAAAAAAUCUGUCUCUCUGUUUGGGAAACCAGCCCCAUAUUUUUUAACUGAUUAUGAUCUCUUCCCUCCCAUGUCCACAGUAUACCACACUCUCUAUCUAGAGGACCUGACACUGUGGGACCUCUCAGAGAAGAUGGCUCUCCUUUACAAUAUAACUCCCCAGCAGAUCAGCCACAUCUACAGACAAGGACCUACUGGGAUCCACGUGCUGGUCUCUGAUGAG